UUCCGGCCGUCAGUUUGUUUGUCGCUCGUUGCUUGCUUCGAUCAAAAUGCAAAGUGAUUUUAUGACUGUGUUUUGUGUAUGAAAUCACAUCUGAAACUCCUUUCUCUAGGAUGAAUUUUAACUAACUUACUCACUAAAAAUAUUAUUUUAAUUUAACUGUUACGUACGGGAGAUAUUACAAUAAGAACUUUAUCAUAUUGUCUUCGCGUGUAUCAUCCAAUGGAGGAUAUUGGUGUUUAUAAAUAUUGAUUUGUUAAAUAUUUUAAAAUUAGCACUGUUUCUUGUAAUAAAGAGUGAAAUGUGGGUAGUGCUUGAGUGUUAAAUAAAUGUUAGUAUCCCAGAAAUGCAACAGAUGCUGUAUUAUCAUUAUGGCGCUCGCGAAACACCGCGCAAUGUGAUCCACUGUGUUUGAUCGUGUUUUUUGUGUUUUUGUGUCGGUAUUGUGUUUAUUUUGACAAUGGAGGGGACUAAUGAAAAAGAUUGCUCUCCCUUGUGGAAUUUGUACCAGCAGAUCGUGUCUGAUAUGAAGAGCAGUGCUCCGAUGUGGGAGGAGUUUAUAUCGAAGGCAACCAAACUCCAUUCUGCGUUAAAAUCAGCGCUGGUCGCCAUUGCUGCGUUUCUCGAUGCCUUUCAGAAGAUUGCGGACGCUGCUACAAAUGCAAGAGGGGCGACUAAGGAAAUCGGCACAGCUUUAACACGAGUAUGUCUUCGACACAGAGCUAUAGAAAGCCGAAUGAAGACCUUUAUAAGCACUCUGAUGGACCGCCUCAUAACACCGCUCUCGGAGCGUGCAGACGAAUGGCGACGCGGCUGCAACGGCGGCGGCGCACUUAGUCGCGAGCACGCACGAGAGUGCAAGCGCGCACGCGCAGAACUUCGUCGCCGCGUGCACGACGCGCAACGACACGCGCGUAAGGCGAGGCGAGCUGCGCCAGAUGUCAAACGACGCGCCGACGUAUGCUUACAGGACAUCCAAGAGCGGAAGCAACAAUUGGAGGAAAUGGAAGAGAAGGCAGUGAAGGCAGCCCUGAUCGAGGAAAGGAGCCGCUUCUGUCACUUCGUGUCAUUGCUCAGUCCUGUCGUGGAAAGUGAAGUGGCAAUGCUAGCGGAGGUCGGUCAUCUGCAAGAAGGUACCGAACAACUGUCGAGACAAACAUCCGAGCCAAGGAGUUUACCGGCUGCUAGCCUUCAGGUGAUAUGCGACGUCAAAUCCUGCUACAGCGGCUGGGCGGAAAGCGGUUCCGCACCGCAUUCACCUUCCGCUUCGUCACGCCUCGGCAGUCGCAAGUCCUCUCUCACGUCCAUAUCUUCCCUGACAAGCCAAUGCUCGGAUCAGCAUGGUGUAUCGGGAUCUACAGUAAGCUGUUCCACACCUAUAUCGAGUGCCUCCUCCAGUCUCACCCCAGCGCCUGCGGCUGUACCGGACUCCCUUCGCGGACUUUCACAGUCCGGUAUUCGGCUGGCCAGCGUUUGCAGUGCGGACUCUGGGUUCCGUUCCCAAGAUGCGCUCCAAAGACCGUCGCUCUACGUUGACAAUGGUUCAGACAAUCAGAGCGUAAGUAGUGAAUGCGUCACUCCCUCCAAGGCGACAGACGAAGACAACAUCGAUGAUUCCAACGAUAUUAUGGCCAACGCUGCUUCUGCGACAUGGCCUGAUCUGAAAGACACCGCGCAGUUCGAAAGGGCGGCUUCUGCCAUAAUGGGUGGACGACCACAUACUAUUUCGGGAGCAUCAGAGCGCGGGCAUCCUCGACCAGCGCUCAGCGUUCACACGUUUACAGAGAACACGAGUCGCGAGGCUAUUUAUGCUAGACCACCUUUACCUACAAGAUGCUCGUCACUGGAGCGACCUAUAGUACCUGCUAAAACCAACGCUAAUACAGUGCACGCAGAGUUCAAACCCGCCAAACCGUCCUCCUUGCCGCCACACCUUGCUAAAGAAAUGCCUCAAGCUGUCUACGUUAACAUGUCAGAGCUCGCAACAUUAGCUGCUUCCAGGGCUCAACAGCAACAGCAACAACAGCAGCAGCAGCAGCAGCAGCAACAGCAACAGCAGCAGCAGCAUAAUACUGAAUAUCCGCAACAGGAAAAGGUUUGUUCAGAAAGCAGUGCCAGUGAAUCGUCGCUGGAAUCUUCAAGUGGUUACGGAAGCCAGGGAGCUUUCGCGGGUGAAGAUCAUGGGCACCAGCAUAUGCUCCCACAUGCUGAUGUGGAAUCGGAGAUCGUCACCUUGCGAAGGGACACCGAAAGCUCAGUCGCUGCAGCGAGGGAGAACUUUUCAAUAUCCUUGGGCAGUUUAGAGGAGGCUGUCCGGUCUUUGGAUGAGGCCACUGAGUCACCAACUUUUGCUACGAUAGGAAAAAAACCGGCUGUACCGAAGCGACGACCUGUUUCUAUGUCAGCAUCGGUGUGGUCUCGACGCGGUUCGUCAAGCUCAGUGGGAAAGCCUCCGCCGCCGGUGCGACGAUCUUCCUCCAUCUCGAGACCUCAGCGACCUCCCUACCACCAGAGUAAUAUGUCGGGGUCCCAAGUGAACACUAAUGAUACGGACCACCUGCCACCGCCGCCCGCUUUUCUUUUACAACCGGACAAUGAAGCUAAUAAUGCAGGCCACCAAACUAUAAACGUCGCUGAAACUGUAAAACAGUUAACGGAAUUAAAACACAUGCCCGCAUCGCCUGGCCUUGUGCGUCGCACGCUUCAAAACCAAACUCAAAAUCAGAACCAGAACCAAAAUCAAAACCAAAACCAAAAUUACGGCAACCAGCAAAGUCCCACCCAACUGAGUACAUUUCAACAGGCGAAGAGCAAUUUCUCGUCGAGCGUCAGCCUGAAUAGUACGGGCAACUUGAACCCGAUAUAUGGACAGACUGGCAACAGGAUUAUGGCAUAUGUGGAAAAUUCCAUGUUCGUAAGGAAGAAUAGUUUGAAUAGCUCAAAUUCGGAUCUAUAUAGUGGGAAUACAGGAGGCAUCUAUGGUGAGACAAAAGGGUCACCGAUCGGUUCCACGCCAUCGACGCCAAGUUACGGAGAAACGAAUACAUUUUCAAGCUUCGGACCUCGAGUGACAAACGAUUCACAUUACGGACAGACUGGAUUUAAACUUCAACAAGAGAAGUAUGGCACUGGAAAAUGUAUCUAUGCUCAACCAUCGCAACUGUCACCGGGACCUUUAGUACGACGACUGACCGCACGGUCUCAUAGUGCCGAACGACAUCACACUGAACAUGGCGGUCUUAUAGCGAGCCUUAGUGCUAAGCUCGCUCCGCAACUCUCUCCUCGUACGACCAGACGGGGGAUAUCUACCAUUACUACCGCCGAUUCUGCGCCUAAAGGAAAAGGAAUCCCCGCGGCUGUGCAACCAGCUUUUCUGGACAAACUGUCUGCGACUUUGCAGCGUCGGCAGCUCAACUCCUCACGGGCUGGCACGGUGCGAGAUCACAUCAACGCUCACGCACAGCCUGACCCGCGUGUAUGUCACACGUCACUAAUGGAGCAGAUAAAACGCGGCGCUACACUUCGCCGCAACAAGUACUGCAACGAUAGAUCCGCGCCAAAAAUACGUUAAUAAUGUAAAUUAUAGUAACGAAACCUAUGUAAAACUGAUCGUUUCACCAUUUUAUGCCUAAGACGAAUAUUCGAACAAACUUUAAUACAACCUAAUAUUUAUUUAUGUAAUUUGGUGCAUACUGUUCUUUAUUUACAUAUUUAUCACACAAUUGGUAUGCUGCUCUGAGUUCAAGUUCUUUUAAGCGGGAACCAAAAGUAAAUAGCCCCAAAAAAAAAAAAAAACUAAUACUUGUUUGGUUCGAAGUGUACUCUAAUGAAAAUAAAAUAUUAAAGCAUUAUUUUCAUAAUAACAUAAUGCUUUAAUUAAAAAACUAUGCAUUCAUAAACAGGUUAUUAGGAUUUGCUCGUAAUAGAUCUAUAAACUUGUAUUAGAUCUGUUCACGUAGUUCUCUUUUAUACAGUUCGAUAUAAAAUAUUGAAUGAUGUGAAAAAAAUGAUUUGAUACUUAAAGUUAUAUUAAAUCGGUGCGACUUCAUUCAUACGCUGACGUUGUUUCUUACACUAUAAUGCAAGAAAGAAGAAGCAUUAUGUUUUCAAAUGUAUUUUUAACGUAUUAAAAGUUCUAUAUCGGUGUAUUUGAACACGUUUAUUAGCACUAACAAAUUAUCAAAAGUACAAUCGUUCAAAAUAUCAAUAUUUCGAUUCUAUACCAAAUAUUUGAUGACUUUGACAGUUUUGAACAUUAUUCUAAUGGGAUUUAGACAUAACAUUUAGCAAAGAAGCAUAACUCAUAUACGCACAAUGCAUCAUAUUCAAAGUGAACAUACUUUGAUUCUAUUCUAGAUGAUUCGAAGGAUUAAGUCUGAUCAAGGUAGUAUAAGUAAAUCAUCCAGGUUGCAAAAGAAAAACCGAUUAAUAUCUGGUAUAUAUUUGGUUUUAUUUUCUGGUCCGAAUGAUUUUAAACGCAAAAUUUUUUCUUGGUCUGUUUAACCAUUUUAAAAUUAUUAUAAGGGUUAAAUCACAUAUGUUAGCAUCGAAUCGCAAUCAAUUUUAUCUGAAUAUGGGUUUAAUAGUGUACGUAUCAACACUUCUUUUUUUGUUUGAGAUUAAAUUGCUUAUAUGUGAAGCCUCGAUUUAACAUUUUAAAAGAUUUUAUAAACGCUUACAUACGUAUAACCUAUAUUAAAGCUACAACUACAGAACAAAGAGCUUCAAAUCGAAGCGAUGUUAUCGUAAACUACAAUAAGAUACGACGCUUCAAUCUUAAGACAUGCGAUAAGGCUUAGAUUAUAAAGCAGUUUUUGACUGACGAUGCUUUAAUGUGUGUCCAGAACCACCCAGCUGAAUGCUAGAUGCUUUCAUAUGUGUUUAUUUCACUCAAAUCACUGAACAGAUCAACUAGCGAUGCACUUUAGGCCAGGUAUUUUUUAUUAAUGGAUACCUACACGAUAAACUUCACUACCUGAACAAAAUAAUUGAUAAGAAGAAAAUAUUGUAAGAGCGCAAAUUUAAAAUCUCUAAUCUUUAGAGCAUGAUUGAUUUCGAUUUAAAUCACCUCCAAGGCUGUUUUUGUAAGUUACACUUUUGGAUUUUAGCUUUGUAUGCAUUUGUAAGUCAUGUACUGUAUCGUAAAAAAUCUGUUUUAUAACUCGAAACGACUUAUUAUCCACCUUAGUAAUAAUCCAGUAUAGAAGGAAUAUUAAGAUGUACGUUGGUCCUACGCUGUAGUACUCGUUUUUAGCGCUCCUUUAUUAUUAAGGUGGCAUAAGUCUUUUUAGGUAAUUUUGAUUUUCAAUGUAACUAAAAAAAAAACAUGAGGGACAGGGCCCCGAUUGUGCGUUAUAUUUAAUCCUAACACUCUUAAGGACAAAGCGGAAAGAAAAAAGUGACAAAACUUUUAUGAAGAUGUGACAAAAUUUUAAGGAUUUAAAUGCUACGGAUAAUCUGGUCUCUUAAUAAGUUAGCUACAAGUAAAACAUAACAUUCCAUUUUCUAUUAAUUGACAAAUUUACAUUAAAAAUCAAAGUUACCCGACUUGGCUUUAUUAUUAAUGAAUAAUAAAACGUCCAAUGUCUUAUACAUGAAAAUGUAAUUAUUUUCAUUUCUAUAAGGUAUUCUAAUUGAUAACGAAAAGCUCUCGAAAAAAAUUUACGCAAAGCUGUAAUUGUAAUGAAAAUAACAUUAUAUAAUGCAAUAAAUUGAUGCAAUUUGACAAUAUCGUAGAAUCUUGUAAGAUAAUUUGACAUAUCUCAUUAAGAAUACUUGUAACUAAAAGCAUAUCGAAAUUAUAUAAUAAUCUUUAGUAAUGUGUGUCUUUGUAUACAAUUUUAUCAAUAAAAAAAUUUCGAAUAUGAAUUUGGCAUUAGUUAAUUAAUAAGGAAAGCUGUGUAAAAUUUACUCAGUCUCUGAAUGUUUCCAGGAGACAGUUGAAAUAUCGUUGACCCAAUUAUAAACAGAUCAAAGCUAUAAAAGUAACAACAAAUAAGUACUUGUAUGUAUUCUUUACUAAAAUAAUUAACUCGUUGCAAUCGUAUCGUUACUCGUUUCUUUCGUUAUAGUUGACAUAUUUAUAAAAUCGUAUUCUUAACAUUAUAGGUACUAACUGGUGCCGAUUCUGUCAAUUUAGUUUAGAGAUAAGCCUCGAAACUAAAUUGACAGGUUUAGAAAUACCUACUGUAAUUUAUGCAAUGUGUCCCGAAGAAAAAAGUAGCACCAUUUUUAAACAGGUCAAGAUUAGAUAUAUAUGUCAACAUAAUUGGUAUCACUUCGUAACUAACUUAGUCGUAAUUUAUCUUCGUCAAUCCUUCAAGUCAACCAGUAAUCUUUGUAAUCAGUAACGAAUUCAUGCAGUUUGUAUCAAUUAUAGAACGGAACUUUAUACCCAGCUUGCCUGACAAUCACUAGCGCCAAAUUAAGUAGCUGGAUGGAGUUCAGAAUUCAAAAUGUGAGAACCGCGUUUUUAUAAAUAACACAAGCUCCUUAAGCUUCCUUAAGCUAGAAUAAAACGAGUAACAUCUAUUGCUACUAUAAAUGUAUAUUUAUUUCAAUGUCAAAAUUCGAUUUAUGUUUUUUUGAGUAGAUAUAAAUUUAAAUGAUUAAAUGUAAAUACUUUCUUUGUUCCACAUCUCCCGGCCAUCCCGUGACAUAUAACUUUUGAUUUACUUAGGUGACCCUAAGUUGAACUAAAGUUGUAAAUAUUAUUACUAAAGUAUAAUAUUAUUUUCGAAUCUGAGCGUUGUUUUCUGGCGUUACAUUUUGUGUAACUCUGUUUGGCUGCUCUCAUUUCAUUUGAUCUCUGCUUCAUGUUACGUUACAUUAACUAAUUUGAAACAGACUUGUCCAACGUAAUAUUGCUACAUAUUUCUACGAUAUUCCUUUUUAUCAUUUAAUUAUAUUAUGCAUUAUAUCACAGGUCGAUCUUAUUUUAUAAACAGAAUUUUGGAUGUGCUUGUUUCAAAUUAUUUAAACUUUUUGCCAGCAAGCGGUCGGUACAGCUGAAAAGAUUGACACAGUAUGACAGAGAUAGUGCAGUGCAGACGAUGUAUGACAAAGAUAAUAAAUAUUGGGACAAAGACAUAGAUAAUAAAAAUUAGUCAUAUACAUAAUUAA
Pararge aegeria (speckled wood butterfly) is the source of this 7119-nucleotide messenger RNA. RefSeq names its product nuclear factor of activated T-cells 5 (gene mim). Gene Ontology annotation, cellular component: cytoplasmic side of plasma membrane; actin cytoskeleton. Bases 458 to 3568 code for a protein of 1036 amino acids. The record is from RefSeq and is a predicted model, not a curated record. Gene Ontology annotation, molecular function: actin binding; phospholipid binding. The transcript has 25 exons. NCBI's taxonomy places the organism in Eukaryota, Metazoa, Arthropoda, Insecta, Lepidoptera, Nymphalidae. Gene Ontology annotation, biological process: cell projection assembly; plasma membrane organization.